ACACCUCAACACACAAACACACACCUGUCUUCAUCGUCCUCGUCGUCCCCGUCGUCUUCAUCGUCUUUGUCGUCUUCGUUAUCUUCGUCGUCAUGCACAGCAAAGAACAGAUCAGCCAUGAUGAAUACCAGAAGACAGCUGAUUGGCUGAUGUCUCAGACGAAACACCGCCCCCAGGUGGCGAUCAUCUGUGGGUCCGGACUGGGCAUGCUCGCUGAUGCACUUAAAUGCCAGGACUCGUUUGCGUAUUCAGAUAUCCCAGGUUUCCCUCAGAGCACAGUGCAGGGUCAUGCUGGUCGGCUGGUAUUCGGAGAGCUGAAGGGGAAGUCGUGUGUGUGCAUGCAGGGUCGAUUCCACAUGUAUGAAGGACACUCACUCUGUAAGACAACGUUCCCAGUUCGUGUGUUCAAGCUGCUGGGGGUGGAGACUCUGAUCGUCACCAACGCCGCCGGCUCAUUGGCUGACGGCCUCCAGCCUGGUGACAUCAUGAUCAUCAAAGACCAUGUCAACUUCCCCGGAUUGGUCGGUUUGAACCCGCUGUGUGGACCCAACGAUGACAAGUUCGGGCCUCGGUUUCCUGCUAUGUCCGGUUGCUAUGACAAAGGCCUGCGUCGCCUAGCGAUGGAGAUUGGUAAGCAGCUGGGCGUGGCCGGUGUGAUGCAGGAAGGCGUGUACGCCAUGGUGGGAGGGCCCAACUUCGAGACCAUCGCUGAGGCAAGACUGUUACACCGACUAGGAGUGGACGCCGUUGGUAUGAGUACGGCCCCAGAGGUUGUCGUGGCAACGCAUUGCGGUCUGAGAGUCUUCGGCCUCUCGCUGAUCACCAACAAGGUGGUGAAAGCUUAUGAGGACUCAGACUCUGUGAAUCAUGAAGGUGUUCUGGAGGUCGGUCGGCUUCGCUCCCACACUCUACAGCAGCUGGUGACCGAACUGAUCAGCAGGAUGGAGAUCAAUAACAAUAACACCAGUAAUAACUGAUCAGCAGGAUGGAGAUCAAUAACAAUAACACCAGUAGUAACUGAUCAGCAGGAUGGAGAUCAAUAACAAUAACACCAGUAGUAACUGAUCAGAUCAAUGGAGAUCAAUAACAACAGCCUUUGGACUUCAUGUUGAUUCGUUUUGCCUCUAAAUUCAGCUCUUUAAAUUGUCUAUAAGUACUUCUGUGUCUGGAUGGAAAACAGUUGAAAGGCUUUAUUGUCUUCACGUUGACGUCUUCAGGUCCAGGCUCAUUUAAAACGGUCUGAUGUCACCAGUUCAAUGGAAAAUGGGAAGACUCCACAAUCAAACCAAAAUCAUGGACUUCCUGUUGAGUUUACUUCAUGGCUCCAAGAGGCUUCUGUACACAUUUGGAGCUGAUACAUACUGUAUGUUCACCAAACCUGCUCCAUCUAGGCCCAUUUAAAUAUAUAUAUAUUUUUCAGACCCUCAAUGAUAGCUAAAUCAUCACAGCAGCACCACUGAUGGAACAGUCACUAUUUUGAGCUUUCCAUCAUGUCUUUAGGUGAAGCUGAUCAGACAUGACACUUUGACACAUGUCACUUGGGUCAAAUCUCUGAGAGGAGUUUAUUAAAGUGAAGCAUCUGGACAUGGAAAAAAAACUGGACCAAAUGGCAUAUUCAGACCAAAAUGGUGGACUUCCUGUUUAGUUUAUGGCUCCAAAAGGCUCUUCUUUGCAUCUGGUCCUGAUGUACGUCUACAUCAAACUAAAUGGAGGAGCUCGAUUAUUGAAGAUUGGAAGGACGUGGUAAUGAGCCACUUUUCUGGUUAAACCUUCAUAAUUAGUUGCGACAUCACAUCAACAAUAUUCAACACAAAGUUCUUUAGAUGAUACUAACCCCACUUACAUUCACUCUCUAGGAAGAGAAUGAAGUACAACUGGAAAAAUGCAAGAAUAAUGCAACAAUUGCUGUUCCAAACCAACAUGGUGGACUUCCUGUUAGGUUUAGAGUUUGGGCAUUUUUUUUUUUAUCCAUCUGGACCUGACUCAUGUUUUUACCAAAUCUUCAAAUAUCUAAGUCAAACCUCAUGAGGUGACUCAUUUAUCUGUUUUCUAGACUAUGGAGCUAUUGUAUUACAUCCAGACCAAAGAGGCCUAUAUGUACUUAACACUUGUACUUAAUAUCGAUAUCUGAAGAACAAAAUCUCCUACCUAGAAAAUGUAAUUUUUUAAAAUUUGUUUUCUUCCCUACUUGACAAAUGGCAUUCUGCAAGAAAACAAAGUUGUUUUUUUAGUUUUCUCAAAAAUGUGCAUUUUUCAGACAGGAGGUUUUGCUCUUCAGCCAUCACAGUGAACAUACGGAUAUAAUUAGAAUAAAUAGUAGUGAAACCUGAACAACCUCAACAUAAAUAUUUGGUAUUUUUACAGUGUCAGUAGUCACAGUGUGUUAUUGAAUGAGUUGAAUUCAGAGGUAAAAUAAAACUGUUAGAAAUCCAGAGACUUUUAGGUGUAAAAUCUCACACAUUUGCUUCCACACACAGUGUAAAUAUAUAUUUUUUAUGAUCUUUGCUGUAAUAAACUUUAUUUAUAGCAACAUGGUGCCUAAUAUUGUCUGUCAGGGGAAAUGUGAAUGUAAUUAUCAUUAUUGAGAUUUGAUAUUAAGUCUACAGAUUAAUAUAACAGCGAUCAAUCACUGUGUUUGAUGGUGCUUUAAUAUGAAAACACAAAGAUGUUUUUAAAGAGUCUUUUCUUGUACAUUGUACAUGUAGAAUUGUGGGGUUUCAUUUUGUAAAGAAUGUCACUGACUUCCUGUUAAUCUGAUUAAAUUGGUCAACCCAUA
Sphaeramia orbicularis (orbiculate cardinalfish) is the source of this 2776-nucleotide messenger RNA. RefSeq names its product purine nucleoside phosphorylase 4a (gene pnp4a). Gene Ontology annotation, biological process: nucleoside metabolic process. Gene Ontology annotation, molecular function: purine-nucleoside phosphorylase activity. NCBI's taxonomy places the organism in Eukaryota, Metazoa, Chordata, Actinopteri, Kurtiformes, Apogonidae. Gene Ontology annotation, cellular component: cytoplasm. The coding region runs from base 93 to 977 and encodes 294 amino acids. The transcript has 7 exons. The record is from RefSeq and is a predicted model, not a curated record.